AUGAAUCUCAGUUUUAUGGAUAUGGAAGUUUCUGCUUCUUUUGUCUAUGCUGGCAGUUCUAAAGCAGCUAGAAUUGAUCUGUGGGAAUCCUUGCAGCUCAUUCAAGGUUCAGUUGACAAGGCCUGGCUGGUGGGAGGAGACUUCAAUUGUGUUUCUUCUCCUGCUAAAAGGAAGAGAGGCAAACCUCCCAAUCCCAUCAACUUAUCAUUCUUUAAUGAUAAUAUCCAAAAAGCUGGGUUAUUUGACCUGGGGUUUUGUGGUCCUACCUUUACUUGGAGAAGGAAGGAUUUGUGGGAGAGGCUGGAUAGAUUUCUUCCUAAUGACAAUUGGAUCCAACAGUUCUUGCAGACAUCUGUUACCCAUCUAAGCCUUGCUGGUUCUGACCACAGGCCUUUACUGAUCACUUUAGGAAAUAAGAUGACUUACCAGAAAAGCUCCUUCAGAUACUUGAAUGCUGAAAAGGAGGUAACUGAGUUGGAGGAGGAGCAUAACAAAGGAAGGAUUGAUGAGGCUGCUCUUCUUGAGGCUAAUGAGAGACUCUUAAAUGCUAUCCAGUGGCAGGACCAUUUCCUUCAACAAAAGGCAGCAAAAAAAAGAAAAUUUGCUGAAGGAGAUAGGAACUCUAAAUUCUACCAUGCUUGCAUCAAAUACCAAAGGAAAUGCAACACUAUCCACUCUAUCAAGGAUCAGAAUGGUACUUGGCUCAAGAAGUAA
Molecule: messenger RNA, 714 nt
Organism: Phalaenopsis equestris
Lineage: Eukaryota; Viridiplantae; Streptophyta; Magnoliopsida; Asparagales; Orchidaceae
Exons: 2
Coding region: 1-714 (237 amino acids)
Molecular function (GO): catalytic activity
Source: RefSeq, a predicted model, not a curated record